GAAGGAGGAGAGGAAAGCUAAUGAGAGAGGAGACAUGGCCAGGGUCCUGGCCUUGGGGAGUGGGAUCCAGGUCCUGUGUCUUGUAGGGACCAGAUGCCAAGGAUCCAGCAGAGGACUUGCCGGGGACAGUGGAGUUGCCAGAAGUUACCAGAAGAUAUGAAGAUUGGAGCUCUGGCUGCCAUCUUGGACCGUGAGGAUGAAGAAUGUGGAGGGGGACAGCUUAAAAGAACUUGAUUCUUGAUGACCUUGUGGUGCCACCCCAGGAGCCCUGGAUUGCUUGCCUCUGGACUUCAUUUACAUAUGAGGUGGUGACCUGAAUUUUCAGGGAAGACGUCCACCAGAGCCACCGCGAGCUGUGAGAAAUAGUUUGGCGGGGCCGCUCGCGCUGGCUCCAAGCGAGCUGGCCAGUUGAAGCCACUGUGUCCUCUGCUGGCUUCCGGCUCUUCUCUCUCUUGGCUGCAUUUGGGGCCAAAGUUCCAGGCUGCAGGCAAUAACAUGAUGCCAUGGCUAAGAGGAUGGGUCCUCAAGGUGCUGAGAAGUGCCCGGGGAUUCUGUGGGCCUCACGGGCAGCAACCACCUCUCCCUGACCCUCAGAAAAUUGUGGCCACCUGGGAAGCCAUCAGCCUGGGGAGGCAGCCAGUGCCUGAGUACUUGAACUUUGCCCAUGAUGUGCUGGACAUGUGGAGUCAGCUGGAAAAGGCUGGGCACCGGCCCCGGAUCCCCGCAUUCUGGUGGGUCAAUGGCAAGGGAACAGAGGUCAAGUGGAACUUUGAGAAGCUGGGGGAGCAGUCCAGGAAUGUGGCUAAUGUGCUCCAGGACAUGUGUGGCCUUCAGCCUGGGGACAGGAUGAUGCUGGUGCUCCCGCGGCUCCCAGAGUGGUGGCUGGUCAGCGUGGCAUGCAUACGGACAGGGGCUGUCAUGAUCCCAGGUGUCUCUCAGCUGACGGAGAAGGACCUCAGAUAUCGGCUGCAGGCGUCCAGGGCCAAGUCCAUUAUCACCAGUGACUCCCUGGCUCUGCGGGUGGGUGCCAUUAGCGCUGACUGUCCCUCCCUCCAGUCCAAGCUACUGGUGUCAGACGGCAGUCGGCCAGGCUGAAUGAACUUCAGGGAACUCCUCCAUGAGGCAUCCACAGAGCACAACUGUGUGAGGACCAAGAGUCAAGACCCUCUGGCCAUCUACUUCACAAGUGGCACCACCGGGGCCCCCAAGAUGGUUGAGCACUCCCAGGCCAGCUACGGACUGGGUUUUCUGGCCAGUGGAAGACGGUGGGUGGACUUGACCAAAUCGGACAUCUUCUGGAACCCGUCUGACACUGGCUGGGUAAAGGCAGCUUGGACCCUCUUCUCUGCCUGGUCUAAUGGAUCUUGCAUUUUUGUGCAUGAGCUGCCCCGAGUCGAUGCCAAGAUUAUUCUGAAUACUCUCUCCAGAUUCCCGAUCACCACCCUCUGCUGUGUCCCCACCAUCUUCCGGCUCCUGGUACAGGAGGAUCGCACCAGGUACCAGUUUCAGAGCCUGAGGCACUGUUUGACUGGAGGAGAGGCACUGAAUCCUGACGUGAGAGAGAAGUGGAAGAGCCAGGUGGGCCUGGAGCUGCAUGAAGGCUAUGGCCAGUCUAAAACAGUUUUAAUCUGUGCCAAUUCAAAAGGCAUGAAAAUCAAGUCUGGAUCCAUGGGGAAAGCAUCUCCACCUUAUGAUGUGCAGAUCGUGGAUGAUGAGGGCAACAUCCUAUCUCCAGGAGAAGAGGGGAAUAUUGCUGUCCGAGUCAGGCCCACCUGGCCCUUCUGUUUCUUCAGUUGCUAUUUGAACAAUCCUCAGAAGACAGAGGCAUCAGAACGAGGGGACUUUCACAUCACGGGGGACCGAGGCCACAAGGACAAGGAUGGCUACUUUUGGUUCACAGGAAUAAAUGAUGAUGUGAUCAAUUCCUCAAGCUACCGGAUUGGGCCCGUUGAAGUGGAAAAUGCCCUUGCUGAGCACCCUGUUGUUCUGGAGGCUGCUGUGGUCAGCAGCCCAGACCCCGUCAGAGGGGAGGUGGUGAAGGCAUUUAUUGUCCUUUCUCCAGCUUACUCCUCUCAAGAUCCUAAGAAACUAACCCAGGAGCUCCAAGAGCAUGUGAAAAGGGUGACCGCUCCAUACAAGUACCCCAGGAAGGUGGCCUUUGUUUCAGAAUUGCCCAAGACGGUUUCUGGAAAGAUCCAAAGGAAUAAAUUGAGAAGCCAAGAGUGGGGGGAGUUGAGAGGCAACCCCCGAAAGGCCCGAUAGGCCUCUGAAGCUUCUAAGAGG
Leptonychotes weddellii (Weddell seal) is the source of this 2283-nucleotide messenger RNA. NCBI's taxonomy places the organism in Eukaryota, Metazoa, Chordata, Mammalia, Carnivora, Phocidae. The record is from RefSeq and is a predicted model, not a curated record.